CGCCAUCAUUAUUACCUAACCUCAAAUAAUUCAAUAUUUUCAUUUACUGAAAAACUCAAAAUAAAUUUUUUAUAAUUAAAAAUGUUUAAGAAAUUCGACGAGAAAGAAAGUAUAUCCGGAGUCUUGCAGCUGAAAUCUUCAGUGCAAAAGUCGAUCAGAUCGAAAAUUUUGGAGUCUUAUCCGUUUUUGGAUACUUAUUUGGAAGUAGUUUUACCCAAAAAGGACGCUUUUAAAAUAGUAAAAUGUCACGAUCACAUUGAAAUUAUAGUCAAUUCGGCUGGGGAACAGCAAUUUUUCAGGCAUCGAGAAGAUCCUUUCUUUUUACCGAUGCAACAAGUAGACAAAGGAGCGAUCAGAUUUGUACUUAGUGGUGCUAAUAUAAUGUGUCCGGGUCUCACUUCGCCCGGGGCUCAGAUGACUGAAGUACCCAAAGACACUAUUGUGGCUAUAAUGGCCGAAGGCAAGGAUCAUGCUUUGGCUAUAGGAAAGACUACGUUGUCCACUGAAGACAUGUAA
Molecule: messenger RNA, 516 nt
Organism: Ceutorhynchus assimilis (cabbage seed weevil)
Lineage: Eukaryota; Metazoa; Arthropoda; Insecta; Coleoptera; Curculionidae
Source: the annotation of a GenBank genome assembly